CUGCAGAUGCCCCAGCUCUUGGCCAAUGCCGCCUCAGGCUGUUAUCAGCAACGGGUGCCUGCGUCCUGCUGCCCAGCACGUCCGGUGGUCCAGAGUCACUGGAAUGCAGCAUGGGAGGCGGGGCUGGGGACCUUAGCUAAGGGCAGGUCUGGGGCAACAUGAUACGGCCCACAGGGCUGCUGAGAGGUAACCAGGUGUCCUCAGCAUAUUCUGCCGAUGGUGGGGUCCACACCACACUUUGGGGACUCCUGUGCAGGCAGCCCAGGACCAGGUGGACGUGGGGACCCAGACGGACGUGGGGACCCAGACGGACAGGGCCCGGUAACCUGGAUUGUUCUGGCUUCCUGGACGUCUUUGCCCCCAGGGUUUCGGUUCUGGGCCUCAGUUUCCCCAGCUGUCCUCGACCUGACCCACUUCACGGGGCUGCAGGGUGGGUGAUGGGGGUGACCCCUGCUGGGGCCCGGCCACACCCUAGGGUCUGCAGGAGAGGCGGUGGAGCGGGGGCUUGCCUUCAGGGAAAAGGGGGCUGCAGGGGCGCAGCUUCGGCCUGUGCGUGUGUCUGGGGUCUGAGGGCGAGGCUCCAGGAGCUUGGUGGCAUCUGAGCGCGUGUGGAGGUCCGGGUCUCUGCGUGUCAUCGUGCACGUGUCUGUGCACGCCCACUCGCGUCCGGGAGUGAGGGUCAGCGCCCUGCAGUCGGCCGCCCCGUGCAGGCAGCGUCAGGCAGGGGCUCCCGGUCCCACCCCGCGAGCGGCGCGGCUCCGAGCUCCCGAAAGCGGAAGCGGGGGGCGCGGCCCGGGGCUGGGGGCGGGGCCUGCGACCUCACCUUGGCGCCCACUCCGCAGAGCCGCAGGCUGAGGCCGGGAAGGGUCGGGGGCGAGGCCGCGUCGCCGCCUCCCCGAAGCCUUUUCCUGUUGGGGGGAGGGCCCGCCAGUGACGGCCGGGCCUGUCACGUGGGCCUGACAGCUGGGGAGGGGGUGGCCGGCGACAAUGUGGUCCCGAAGCGGCCAGCGCCGGGAGCUGCAGCGCUGAGACCCCCCAGCCCGCCUGACCCAGCCCGCCCCCUCGGGCUCCCGGCCGGGGCCCCAUCAUGUUCUCCAGGAAGAAACGAGAGCUCAUGAAAACCCCUUCCAUCUCGAAAAAGAACCGCGCGGGAAGCCCCAGCCCGCAGCCCUCGGGGGAGCUGCCCAGGAAGGAUGGGGCUGACGCGGUGUUCCCUGGACCAAGCCUGGAGCCGCCUGCUGGGUCCUCCGGCAUCAAGGCCACAGGGACCCUCAAGCGGCCCACCAGCCUGAGCCGCCACGCCAGCGCGGCUGGCUUCCCCCUGUCGGGUGCUGCCUCCUGGACACUGGGCCGGAGCCACCGGAGCCCACUGACAGCCGCCAGCCCGGGCGAGCUGUCCACCGAGGGUGCCGGCCCGGACGUCGUGGAGGACAUCUCCCAUCUGCUGGCGGACGUGGCCCGCUUCGCUGAGGGCCUUGAGAAACUUAAGGAGUGUGUGUUGCGUGACGACCUCCUUGAGGCCCGCCGCCCGCGGGCCCACGAGUGCCUGGGUGAGGCUCUGCGUGUCAUGCAUCAGAUCAUCUCCAAGUACCCGCUGCUGAACACCGUGGAGACGCUCACCGCAGCCGGCACCCUCAUUGCCAAGGUCAAAGCCUUCCAUUAUGAGAGCAACAAUGACCUGGAGAAACAGGAGUUUGAGAAGGCCCUGGAGACGAUUGCUGUGGCCUUCAGUAGCACAGUGUCCGAGUUCCUCAUGGGUGAAGUGGACAGCAGCACCCUCCUAGCAGUGCCUCCUGGGGACUCGAGCCAGUCCAUGGAAAGCCUGUAUGGACCGGGCAGUGAGGGCACCCCUCCCAGCCUGGAUGACUGUGACGCCGGCUGCCUGCCCGCCGAGGAGGUGGACGUGCUGCUACAGCGCUGUGAGGGGGGCGUGGAUGCCGCACUGCUGUAUGCCAAGAACAUGGCCAAGUACAUGAAGGACCUCAUCAGCUACCUGGAGAAGCGGACGACGCUGGAGAUGGAGUUUGCUAAGGGCCUGCAGAAGAUCGCUCACAACUGCAGACAGAGCGUCAUGCAGGAGCCCCACAUGCCGCUCCUGUCCAUCUACUCGCUGGCCCUGGAGCAGGACCUGGAGUUCGGCCACGGCAUGGUGCAGGCGGUGGGCACCUUGCAGACCCAGACCUUCAUGCAGCCCCUGACCCUGCGGCGGCUGGAACACGAGAAGCGCAGGAAGGAGAUCAAGGAGGCCUGGCACCGCGCCCAGAGGAAGCUGCAAGAGGCGGAGUCCAACCUGCGCAAGGCCAAGCAGGGUUACACGCAGCGCUGCGAGGACCACGACAAGGCUCGCUUCCUCGUGGCCAAGGCGGAGGAGGAGCAGGCUGGCACCGCGCUGGGAGCAGGCAGCACGGCCACCAAGACCCUGGACAAGCGGCGGCGGCUGGAGGAGGAGGCCAAGAACAAGGCGGAGGAAGCUAUGGCCACCUACCGCACCUGCGUGGCCGACGCGAAGACGCAGAAGCAGGAGCUGGAGGAUACCAAGGUGACGGCGCUGCGGCAGAUCCAGGAGGUCAUCCGGCAGAGCGACCAAACCAUCAAGUCGGCCACGAUCUCCUACUACCAGAUGAUGCAUAUGCAGACGGCGCCGCUGCCCGUGCACUUCCAGAUGCUGUGUGAGAGCAGCAAGCUGUAUGACCCAGGCCAGCAGUACGCCUCCCACGUGCGCCAGCUGCAGCGGGACCAGGAGCCCGAUGUGCACUACGACUUUGAGCCCCACGUCUCCGCCAACGCCUGGUCCCCCGUCAUGCGUGCCCGGAAGAGCAGCUUCAACGUGAGUGAUGUGGCGCGGCCCGAGGCUGCCGGGAGCCCCCCAGAAGAAGGCGGGUGCACUGAGGGCACACCUGCCAAGGACCACAGGGCCGGGCGAGGACACCAGGUUCACAAGUCAUGGCCGCUCUCGAUCUCAGACUCGGACAGUGGGCUGGACCCCGGCCCUGGCGCAGGGGACUUUAAGAAGUUCGAGCGGACGUCAUCCAGUGGUACCAUGUCGUCCACGGAGGAGCUGGUGGACCCAGACGGUGGAGCCGGGGCUUCAGCCUUUGAGCAGGCUGACCUCAACGGCAUGACCCCUGAGCUGCCGGUGGCCGUGCCCAGUGGACCGUUCCGCCACGAGGGGCUGUCCAAGGCGGCCCGUACUCACCGGCUCCGGAAGCUCCGCACGCCCGCCAAGUGCCGCGAGUGCAACAGCUACGUCUACUUCCAGGGUGCUGAGUGUGAAGAGUGCUGCCUGGCCUGCCACAAGAAAUGUCUGGAGACGCUGGCCAUACAGUGCGGGCACAAGAAGCUGCAGGGCCGCCUGCAGCUGUUCGGCCAGGACUUCAGCCACGCGGCCCGCAGCGCCCCCGACGGCGUGCCCUUCAUCGUCAAGAAGUGCGUCUGCGAGAUCGAGCGGCGGGCGCUGCGCACCAAGGGCAUCUACCGGGUCAAUGGGGUAAAGACGCGUGUGGAGAAGUUGUGCCAGGCCUUCGAGAACGGCAAGGAGCUGGUCGAGCUGUCGCAGGCCUCGCCCCACGACAUCAGCAACGUCCUCAAGCUCUACCUGCGUCAGCUUCCCGAGCCGCUCAUCUCCUUCCGCCUCUACCACGAGCUCGUAGGGCUGGCCAAGGACAGCCUGAAGGCAGAGGCCGAGGCCAAGGCGGCGUCCCGGGGCCGGCAGGACGGCUCCGAGAGCGAGGCAGUGGCGGUGGCCAUGGCAGGUCGGCUGCGGGAGCUCCUGCGGGACCUGCCGCCUGAGAACCGGGCCUCGCUGCAGUACCUGCUGCGCCACCUACGCAGGAUCGUGGAGGUGGAGCAGGACAACAAGAUGACCCCCGGGAACCUGGGCAUCGUGUUCGGGCCCACGCUGCUUCGGCCACGGCCCACCGAGGCCACCGUGUCCCUCUCCUCCCUGGUGGAUUAUCCCCACCAGGCCCGCGUCAUCGAGACUCUCAUCGUCCACUACGGCCUGGUCUUCGAGGAGGAGCCGGAGGAGACCCCCGGGGGCCAGGACGAGUCAUCCAACCAGCGAGCGGAGGUAGUCGUCCAGGUGCCGUACCUGGAGGCGGGCGAGGCAGUGGUCUACCCCCUGCAGGAGGCGGCGGAGGACGGGUGCAGAGAAUCCCGAGUUGUGUCCAACGAUUCGGACUCGGACCUAGAGGAGGCCUCCGAGCUGCUGUCCUCAUCGGAGGCCAGUGCCCUGCGCCGCCUCAGCUUCCUGGAGCAGCAGCAGAGCGAGGCCAGCCUAGAGGCGGCUUCUGGCAGCCACAGCGGCAGUGAGGAGCAGCUGGAGGCCACAGCCCGGGAGGACGGAGACCGGGACGAGGACGGCCCGGCCCAGCAGCUCUCAGGAUUCAACACCAACCAGUCCAACAACGUGCUGCAGACCCCACUGCCCCCCGUGAGGCUCCGUGGCGGGCGGAUGACGCUGGGCUCCUGCAGGCAGAGGCAGCCGGAAUUCGUGUGAGCUGGGGUGGGGCAGGGACCACAGGUGGCUUCUCUCUUGCCUGCUCCUGUCCCUCCAGCACAUCCCCUGCACCACGGCAUAGCUUAGGUGCGCCGUCCUGGGGUCGCUGCCGAGAGCGCCUGGACUUCAACGUCCCACCGGCGGGCGCCUCCUCCCAGAGGCUUCCAGGAGCACGAGGGCCUUGCGGCACAGGACUGUGCCCUGUGCUCUCCCCUGCACCCUGGCUCAGCUGAGCUGGGGAACACUGCUGUCGUGUGACGUCGCAGUGGCCUUGUUGGUGCCCACAGAGCUGUGUGGAUGGAGGAAGCUGUCCCUGCCCAGUGCAUCCCCCGGGUCAUCACAGGGACGCAGGAGGCAGGCCCUGCCCCGCCCUCUCCUCACAGGUCUGUUGCAGGGACUCCAGAAACCAUUCUGGGAGCCGUGGAUGGGGGCGGAGCUGGGGUUUGGUGCAGUUUCCAGGGUGCAGUACAGCAGGGCCUGAAUACUGGACCUGGACUCCCUUUUCUGGAACACCAGGUGUGGCCACCUGGGGCUCAGGUACACAGUGGGGUCUCUCAGAAGCCACCGUGUAGUUCACAGGCACGUUUAUUUUGCUGAAAUAAAAAGUUUUUAAUCGG
Gorilla gorilla gorilla (western lowland gorilla) is the source of this 5115-nucleotide messenger RNA. RefSeq names its product Rho GTPase activating protein 45 (gene ARHGAP45). Gene Ontology annotation, cellular component: membrane. The coding region runs from base 1088 to 4498 and encodes 1136 amino acids. The record is from RefSeq and is a predicted model, not a curated record. Gene Ontology annotation, molecular function: GTPase activator activity. Gene Ontology annotation, biological process: signal transduction; activation of GTPase activity. NCBI's taxonomy places the organism in Eukaryota, Metazoa, Chordata, Mammalia, Primates, Hominidae. The transcript has 23 exons.